CCACCAGGAGCCGGGCGGCGGCGGCGGCGGCGGCCGGGGCCGUGUCUCUGCGCGGGGCCGGGCCGGGCCCAUGGGCGGGUAGCGCCCGCCGGGCGGAUGCUGCGGGCUCCGGCUCCCACGAUGCCGCCCCGGCGCCGCGACCGCUGCCUCCCGCUGCUGCUGCUGCUCGCGGGGAACAUCUGGCCCGCGCCGGGCAAGUCUCCGGGGGAGCCGCCCAGCCCGCAGGAGGUGCUGAUCAAAGUCCAGGUGUAUGAGAACAGCGACCUCUCCCCGCUGGCCCAGGCUGCUGUGGAAGUGUAUGGGAACCAGACGUCACUGGCCUCAGGCUCCACGGACCAUGAGGGCGUCGGGAUGCUGCCCGUCAGCUAUCGCCUGGGCACCUGGAUCCUGGUCACCGCCGCCAAGCGCGGCUUCGUCACCAACUCUGUGCCCUGGCGGGUUGACAAGCUGCCACUGUAUGCCUCUGUCAGCCUGUAUCUGCUCCCGGAGCGGCCCGCCACCCUCAUCCUCUAUGAGGACUUGGUGCAGAUCUUGCUGGGAUCACCAGGGGCCAGGAGCCAGCCGUGGGUGCAGUUCCAGCGCAAGGCGGCCCGCCUGCCCCGCAGCUCCACCUACAGCCAGCUCUCCGCCUCCCUGACGGCCGCCAGCGGGGCCCACGACAUGCGGGGCUUCCCCUCCUUCAUCGGGGCUGAGAGCAACGGCAGCGCCAACAGCACCUGGCUGGAGCUGGUUCCCAUCGCUGCCGUCAGCGUCCACCUCUUCACGGGCAAUGGCACCGAGGUGCAGCUGUCGGGCCCCGUGCACCUGUCCAUCCCGCUGCCUCCCGACACCAGCGCCACCGCGGCCACCAGCGUGCCAGCCUGGAGGUUCGACAGCAAGAGCGGCCUGUGGCUCCGAAACGGGACAGGGCUGAUCAGGAAGGAGGGGCGCCAGCUGUACUGGACGUUCGUCUCACCCCAGCUGGGGUACUGGGCUGCUGCUCUGCCCUCCCCCACCACAGGGCUGGUGGCGCUGGCGUCGGGGAUGAAGGACAUCACCACGUACCACACCAUCUUCCUGCUCACCAUCCUGGGGGCGCUGGCGCUGCUGGUGCUGAGUCUGCUCUGUCUGCUCAUCUACUACUGCAGGCGGAGGUGCCUGAAACCCCGACAGCAGCACAGGAAGCUGCAGCUGUCUGGGCCGCUGGAUGCCUCGAAGCGAGACCAGGCCACCUCCAUGUCCCAGCUCAACCUGAUCUGCACCAGCCACCUGGAGACAGCCUCAUCGGCUGGCGACACCGACGCGCACACGCCCAUCCUCAAGUCAGCCUUCUCCAGCUCCCGCGAGCUGGGCAGCUCCCGCGAGGAGUUCUUCCGUCACAAGCUGCGGCACGUCAGCAAGGCCUCCACGGAGACGCUGAGCCAGCGGGGUGCCCCCAAGGAGGAGUACCCGCGCCCCGGGGAGAGCUUCUCGCUCAAGGCCGCGCGCUCCGUGGACGGCCCGGGCGCGCUGGAGCCCCCCCUGCUGGAGGAAUACAAGCGCAGCUUCUCCCACCAGCGCGUGGAGGACAAGGGCGCCGAGCCGCCGCGGAAGCACUCCAGGAACGAGAGCAAGCCCUACCUCCAGGAGCCGCCCUCCCCGCCGCCCCUGCCACCCCCCUUUGACCACUACGUGGGCCACAAGGGGGAGCCCAAGCCCCCCGACUUCAUGCUGUCGCAGUCCGUGGACCACCUGGCCAGGCCCACCUCGCUUACCCAGCCGGGGCAGCUCAUCUUCUGCGGCUCCAUCGACCACAUGAAGGACAGCGUGUACCGCAACGUCAUGCCCACCUUGGUCAUCCCGGCCCACUACAUGCGCCUGGCGUCGGAGUACCCCUCCGGGGAGCAGGCCCUGGCCGGCCGGGAUGACCAUCCCGCACCAGUUCGGGCCCCAGGACCAGCAGCGGCAGCUCCUCCAGCAGCAGCUCCAGCUGCAGCACCAGCAGGGCGAGGACUCGGGGGCAAGGGCUGGGGGGCGCACUCCUCCUCGGUCAGCGGCUCCGUCACCAUCCCGGUGCUGUUCAACGAGUCCACCAUGGCCCAGCUGAACGGGGAGCUGCAGGCGCUGACGGAGAAGAAGCUGCUGGAACUGGGGGUGAAGCCCCACCCGCGGGCCUGGUUCGUCUCGCUGGACGGGCGCUCCUCCCAGGUGCGCCACUCCUACAUCGACCUGCAGGGCAGCGAGAAGAGCCGGAGCAAUGACGCCAGCCUGGACUCGGGCGUGGACGUCCACGAGGCCAAGCCCCACAAGCGGGCCAAGGAGGAGCGGGAGCGGCCCCCCGCCCCCCCCACCUACUCCAAGCUGGCCUUCCCCGACGACCCCGAGCAGAGCAGCAGCGAGAGCCGCACGGCCAUCUGCUCCCCCGAGGACAACUCCCUGACGCCGCUGCUGGACGAGACGGCCGAGGCCCGGGCCGCCACCAUCCCCCGCCGGGGCCGCAGCCGGGGCACCAGCUCCCACAGCAGCGCCAGCGAGCUGCGCCGGGACUCCACCACCAGCCCUGAGGACGAGCUGACCGACCCGGCCGAGGGGGGCGACGAGCCGGGGGACAGGAAGAGCCCCUGGCAGAAGCGCGAGGAGCGCCCGCUCAUGGUCUUCAACGUGAAGUAAGAAGGGGGGGCCUGCGCCCCCUCCUGGAGCCGGCGCCAGCCCCUGGGGGGCAGAGGAGGGGGCGGGGCUGGAUGCCAGCGCCUGAUGGGGAGGCCCCUGUGACCAGGGGGCAACGCCAGACCAGGACCCCAAAGACCCCCCCCUCCACCUGAGGGCUGAGCUCUGUGGGGGAGCAGGGGAAGGGGGGGACCCAGUGGGACUGACCCCCAGGGCAGUGCAGACGGAGAACCAGUGACCUGCUCCCCCCUGCAGCCGGGCAUUGUCCGUCGCACCCCCCUGCCUUUCGAGGGACGGCCCAGAGCAGGGAGGAGACGCUGUGGCAGCAGGACAGGGCAGGGGGCUGAUCUCCCCACCACCAGGACCAUCUGUCGGGGCUGCUGCAGGCCGGGCCCCCCUGGUGGAGGGGUGACGAGGACUCAGCGGCCGCCCCCGCCAGCCCGAGCCCAGCGGGCAGAGUGAAGGGAUUGAGUCGGGAGGGGGGCAGGGCCUGGGGCAGCCUGGCCCAGCCCGUUUCCAAGCACACUCCAGGGGGGCUGGGCAGACCAUCCAGGGAAGCGAUGCCCAAGCGGAGCCCCCCAACCCCGGGGAGAGCACGGAGCCAGAACAAACUGCGGCUGCUCCUCCCCCAUGACACCAGGCUGGAAGGGGUUAAGAGCCCCCGGCCCCUGUACAGCUCCAGGGUGCGUGGAAUGUCUGAGGAUGGUGCCCACCGACUGGCACCUCGCUGUCCAGCUCCAGCUGCACCUGCCUGGCCAGGGGGGGCAGCCCCACACCUCGCCUGGGGCAGCCUGAGCCCAGCCCUGCCAGAGUGCGGUGGCUGCAGCAGGUGCUGGGGCAGCGGCUACAUGGGGGCUGCCAGUGGAGCCUGACCUUCGUCUGCAUCUCUGACACCCUGGGGCUGCGUGGAGCCUCCUCCGGCCCCGCCUGGAGCCCCGCGGUGCCAGCCGCACUCAGCUCCCCACCCUCUCCUCCAAGUGCCUUUGUGCCCUGCGCUGCAGGGCGAGUGGCACAGCUGGGCCGUGUGCGCAGACCCGGCUAAAUCCUCCUCGGGCCUAAUCUGCUUUCCCCAGGCUGGCUGCUGCCUCCAGCGAGGGCUGGGGGGUGGCAGCAUCCCACCAUGCAGCCUGGGAGCUGCCUGCGAUCCCCGCCCCCCCCAAGGCCAGGGGCUCAGCCAGCCCUACCGUGUAUAAGGGGGAGGGGAUUCAGCAGGUGUAGGAUCUCCCCAUACCCUGGCCUGGGCUGUGGGGCAGGGCCCUGGGGGCUUCAUUCUCAAGGCACUUCCUGCGGCACCUGCUAGUGCGGCCGUGGGGGGCAGCUGCACUUGGGCCGAGAAGCAGCUGCUGUUGGCCUCUGCACCCAGGCAGGCCGUAGCGGGGGCUCUGGGACACAGCGGGGGGAUCCCUAGGGAAUAAAACACCCACCUGUGGCUUUGACUUUCA
Molecule: messenger RNA, 4067 nt
Organism: Mauremys mutica (yellowpond turtle)
Lineage: Eukaryota; Metazoa; Chordata; Testudines; Geoemydidae
Gene: FAM171A2
Product: family with sequence similarity 171 member A2
Source: RefSeq, a predicted model, not a curated record